AAACGCAACAUGUGAAAUGUGUUUACAGGUUGGCACUUUGCGUGAAUGCGAUCAUAUUUGUCACUUUACAUUUUUCUUUCACGCUUUUACAACUUCUUUCGUUGUAACUUCUUCGAACAUGCUGAGACCUGAUUGGCUGUGUUGACAAACGCGUGCAAAAUGAGCUCUGAGGUGUGCCCAUUCUGCGGGAAAGCUUACAAAAGGUUGAAGAGUCAUCUCCCACAUUGUAAGGCAGCAGCAAGCUCCAAAACCCCUCCAACCAAACACGAUGUCCCGGGGAAUCAGACAACAUCGUCUUCUCAGCUCACUGCAAAUGUGUUCAAACCAACAGCAGACUCGACACAGACAUUGUCAAAAGAAACAAGUCCACGAUCAAAGAAGAGUAAUAAGAUGUCUCUGGCAUCAGCAGCAGAAACAACAAAGCCAUCGGCCCCGAGUUCUGCGUCACUUCCAACAUCAGCUAAGAAGAAGAAACAGAAGCUGUCCGAACAAACAGCCAACUUUCCCUCAUCUACAACCAACUCCAUUAUCUCCCCAUUGCAACCUUCCACUAUCUCUAAACCCAAAAAGCAGAUUCUCCGAGCUUUGAUAGAAGCGGAAAAAUCCAAACAGGUUUCUAAGGGCCCACUGGAGGGGACCAGAUCUGCUUCGGAGGACCUGCCCAAAACUAAUCCUGACAAAAACUCAAUAAAAGACGGGGCCAAACCCACUAAAGCCAAGAAGUCAAAGACGAAAAAGGCAGCUGCACAAUCCUUUUCUACAGCAAAAGAUGCCUCUACCUCUCUGGGCUCUAAAGAUGUCAGAGACAACGUCUGGGUGGACACUGAAAAGAAAGUGGAGGAUUUAUCUGAAAAUGAGAUGUUCUUGAAAUCAGAAAGCGGUCACCAGGCCAGGAUAACCCUCCAGGGAGUUAGAGCCAUUUUAGGCCGAGAUAACGUGGCCCGUCAGUCCAGAACCGCAAGCAUACUGAGCCAGAUUGAUACUGCGGAUGAUCUGAGCAGCAAAAUCAGUCUCAGUGCAGUCCCUCUCCCAACAGGGAAUAAAGACAGCUGCUUGGUUACAAUUAAUACCCUGUCAGACCAGCCACCUUGCACCCCUGCACAACAUACAGAGCUGCAAUCAGUUAUGAGAAUAAGUUCAAAGUCUAAACAAUUAUCACUAAUCCCCCUGCAACAGUUAGUGCUAACCCCCCCUGCAGCUCCCCUCUCUAGUGGCCCUCUACCGUCUCAGACGAGCAAGGACACGUCCCCUCCACGUACUGUCGGCAUGCAUGAGGGGAUGAAGGUUCCAGGACUCAUCACAAUAUCAUCAUCACUCACAAGAUUUUCCUGCCCUCUGACGGCACUGAGGUGUGACACAUCGAGAGCUGAUGAUGGGUUGAAGAUGAGGCACGAGGUCAGGAACCAAAACACUGCUGAUGGUACUAAAGGUGCUCUGACAGAGCGGAGUCUUGGACAGGUGAGACUGAGGGAGUUGCCUCAGUGGCUGGCCUACAAAACCCCCAGCCAUCCUAAAGAUGUAGUGAAAAUGGUGCAAGGAGGCUGGCAGUGGUAUAACAAGAAGUAUUUUGAAGUAAAGAAAGGUGGAAUAGGUGGCCUGAGCAUGUUGUUAGCAGGAUACUGUGCUAUCAGCUACAUCUGGAGUUACUCUCAUAUAAAGCGAGAUCGCAGGAGGAAGUACCACUAAUGUCAGGGGAGGAUGUUAGGACAAGCGUGACUCUGUAUAAGAAAACCUCUUCUUUGUUCAGCACUUUUUAGGCAUCUAUUCCCUUUAUAGUAAUAUAAUUAGCCCAGAUCCAAACAUGUCCACAUAUUUAAUGUAUUGAAGCUCACCUAGAUAGGAAACUACAAACAGCAGCUAGUUAGCUUAGCAUAAAGACUUGAAACACGGACAAACCGCUAGCCUCGCUCUUUCAAAUUGCUAAUCUACCUACCAGCACUUUUAAAAGCGACCCUGUAUUUUUUUAUCUAAUUUGUUUUAUCCGUAGAAUAACAGUUGUGUGGCUGUAUGCCUUUUCCCACCACUCCAGUUGCAGUUGCAUUAAUGUCCCUCCAAAAUGUCCUCAUUUUAUCGUAUUAGAUAUUUGUGGGAAAUGUGUAUAAUUAGCAUAUGACUUUUUGAGUUAUGUCCACAAAUGGCUUUUGUAAGGUCACAGUGACCUUUCACCUUUGACCUUCAACUUCUGAUCAGUUCCACCUCGAGUCAAGUGGACUUUUGUGCUAAAUUUGAAUUCCCUCCAGGCUAUCCUGAGAUAAUGUGGUUCACGAGUAUGGGGCAGACAACCCAGAAAACUUGAUGCCUCCGGUCACGGCAAUUUAGCUGUUUCCAGGCUUUAUGCUAAGCUAACCAGUUGCUGUCCGUAGCCUUAUAUUAUAAACGGGAAGGAAUAAGGUAUUCAUUAUCUGAUUUAACUAUUGAACAGAAAGGGAAUACGUUAUUUAUCUAAAAUGUAUAACUAUUCCUUUAGAACUUGAGGGGUAGUAAUUCUGACAGUAGCAGUUAAUUCAACUUUGCGCCUGCAUGAUUCAUAUGAAGUGAAAGCUGUGUGCACUGCAUCAAAUUUAUUUAUUUACUUGUAUAUGUGUAUAUGUAUUAUUUAAAUAUAUUUUAAUUUGUAUCUUGUUUUACUUUGAGAAGGAAAAAUGUUCUAAAGAACCACUGAAUAUUCGUUUUUAUUGUGAUUGUUUCAGUCCCACUGUUGUUCCAAAGGGCUCCACUAGGUGUCAUUGUUGUGUUUUGUUACUAAAACCAAAAGGGCUUGGCAGUCAAAUGUUUGCUCUGCAGAGUUUUCUUAGCUCCUUUGUGCAGAGGCAAUGGGGCUGGGGUCCAUGAGGGGAUUAAAGGGAACCAAGAGAUGUUUUAACUUGAUUAAAAUCUUGCUAUGGCAGUGCAGAUUCAGACAAAAAUGAACAUGUCCUGACUUCAGAAUGUGCUGAAAGAUCUUAUCUAGGCUAACAAAUGUGUUUUUCUUUUGGAUAUGCUUCCCUGUCACAUGUUAUUAUGCAUGCUUAGUCUGCCGGUGCCUGUAUGUGAACACUCACAGAAUAGUAAUGGAGGGACGCUGAAGGAGGAUCUGGUCUGGACUGCAGCGUAUUGUUAUUGUAUUCAAAAUGAAUUUAUUGUUGACUCUCUUUGCUGCUGUAGUGAACACACAUUGGCUACAAAUGAAGAAAUUACAGUAUUUUUGUAACAAUUUUUCUCGACUCCACUUCAUAGCCAACACAAUAAAAAAUAAUUUCCAUUUUG
Notothenia coriiceps (black rockcod) is the source of this 3246-nucleotide messenger RNA. RefSeq lists its product as uncharacterized. Lineage: Eukaryota; Metazoa; Chordata; Actinopteri; Perciformes; Nototheniidae. Gene Ontology annotation, cellular component: proton-transporting ATP synthase complex. Gene Ontology annotation, molecular function: proton-transporting ATP synthase activity, rotational mechanism. Gene Ontology annotation, biological process: proton motive force-driven mitochondrial ATP synthesis. The transcript has 5 exons. The record is from RefSeq and is a predicted model, not a curated record. Bases 160 to 1686 code for a protein of 508 amino acids.